This is a messenger RNA of Oncorhynchus tshawytscha (Chinook salmon), 1232 nucleotides long. RefSeq names its product zinc finger CCHC domain-containing protein 7-like. The record is from RefSeq and is a predicted model, not a curated record. The transcript has 8 exons. The coding region runs from base 282 to 1232 and encodes 316 amino acids. NCBI's taxonomy places the organism in Eukaryota, Metazoa, Chordata, Actinopteri, Salmoniformes, Salmonidae. Gene Ontology annotation, molecular function: zinc ion binding; nucleic acid binding.
AAUUAUUUAAUUCAGAAUAAUGAUUCAUUUUGAAUGAUUGAUUUGUUGUUGUUGUUUUUUCAGACGGUGACGAGGGUACCUGGUUGAUAGCGGACAGAGACAGAGAGGCUCAGAUCGUGAACCGGCGUGGGGGCGGUCCUCCGAAAAAGCGGGUGGCGAAACGUUACUAUGCCGGCAAGAACGUCACCUGUCACAGCUGUAAGAAGACUGGACACCUCUCCAAGAGCUGCCCUACGCCCCCGGAGCCGUGUUGCGUGUUGUGCGGGGAACGUGGUCACACGAUGCCGUCGUGUCCCAGCAAACAUUGCAGGAACUGUGGUCUGCCCGGUCACUUGAACGAGUUGUGUGUCGUACCCAACCUCCGAUACAAAUGGUGUUAUCGCUGUGGCGUACAGGGACACCUUAACGACGCCUGCCCAGAGAUAUGGAGACAGUACCACAUCACGACUAAGUCAGGUCCUGUACUGGUGGUAGAAGGAGAGGACAGCGCCAGGACCAACCCCUGCUGUUAUAACUGCUCUCUCAGGGGACAUUUUGGAUUUGACUGCUCAGUGAGGAGGAUGUUUGGGUGUUUCCCCCCCAACUCUCCCUUCAUCAACCAAUAUGACUCUCGCCUUUCGAUCCACAACCGAGAUUACCGAGCUCAGCUCAGAGUUCAAGAGUUGAAGGAUGCAGGCCUGUUCCCGUGUCAGGUCUCACCAGACGGUGACGCCCGAGACGAUCCGCCGGGCAAACGCCAGAGAACCGACUCUAACCCGAGCUACAGGCCGUACCAGAACUACCCCCCUAAACCCUACCAUAGUGCUACUCCUAGCCGUACCCACAUCAGGUUCAGCGGUGGCCAGGAGAAACCCUGGACUCCUAAACGCAAACUAAAGGAGAGCAGAGAGGGGAAGCGCUUCACUCCAGCUUCAGCCACGCCCAAAUCCAACAUGGCUGACAGGAACCAGCCGGGAGUCAGGAAAGGCAGAAGAAGAAACAACGGAAACCGGCCAAAAACAAAAUGGUCGCCGCCGCAGACGAGUCUCUUGACUUCCCCGAGGAGAAGGCCCCUCCACCAAGAAGAGAAAGAAGAAGGGGCCCAAGGGCCCUCCCCCCUCGGCCGGAGCCCCUCCUACCUUCCAUCCCAAGGGCCCCGCCUCCCACACCCCCGACCGUCUGUUUGGGGCGGCGAAGAAGGGAGCGAGGAAGAAGAAGAGGAGAGAGAACGGGAGAGACAGGAAGGCUGCUAA